This is a messenger RNA of Zootermopsis nevadensis, 7846 nucleotides long. It is a transcript of the gene Ent3, whose product is annotated as equilibrative nucleoside transporter 3. The record is from RefSeq and is a predicted model, not a curated record. Gene Ontology annotation, molecular function: monoamine transmembrane transporter activity; nucleoside transmembrane transporter activity. Lineage: Eukaryota; Metazoa; Arthropoda; Insecta; Blattodea; Termopsidae. Gene Ontology annotation, biological process: nucleoside transmembrane transport. Gene Ontology annotation, cellular component: plasma membrane.
ACAUGCGUAUGGAACAAGUCAUUUUAUUUCUGUUAUCCUGUUUCAUCUCCUUUUCAUAGUCCAAACUGUUGUAAACACAUCUGUGCUAGGUUUUAUAUAGUGAAAAGUUCAACGGAAGAUGUGUCGUUCCACAAUUUGUUAAAUAUACAAUUAACUGUUUGGCAGGUAGUUCUUUUAAGCAACAAUACAUCCUGCUGUCUUCUGUGUUUAAUUGGACUUGUACCGUCAGUUAAAUUAGAGCGAAGUAAACAGAGGUUCAAUACUGCCAAAGAAAACAAAUUACAAAUGUAAAUUGCUUGAUAUACAUAUUAAGUUUUAUUUCCUGAAGAGUUGUUCAUUCUGAAUUUUUCCAGUCCUUGAUAAUGGAUGAAAAUCUCAGCAGAGGUUACAUCCAACUGGGCAAAGCCCGUGCUGCAAAUGGUUUUCGGUUCACAAACGGUUUUAGUCAUCUUUCACCUCCAGUUGAUAAAUGCAAUUGCAUCUAUUUUGCAUUAGUUUUAGCAGGUGUUGGGUUUCUUCUUCCAUAUAACAGUUUCAUCAUUGCUGUAGACUACUUCCAAGGAAAGUAUCCUGGAACUACUAUUGUAUUUGACAUGUCACUUGUUUACAUAGUGAUGGCAUUCUUUGCUGUACUUGCCAACAAUGUUCUAGUGGAGACAUUGUCCUUGAAUACUCGCAUCACUUUUGGUUAUCUCGUUUCUUUCUUCACACUGCUUUUUGUGGCAAUAUGUGAAAUAGGACUGGAUAUCUUUGAAACCAGUACAUCUUACACUGUCAACCUCAUUGCAGUGGCUAUUGUGGCUUAUGGCUGCACUGUGCAGCAGUCCAGUUUCUAUGGUUACACCAGCAUGUUACCAAGCCGCUAUACUCAAGCUGUCAUGGCUGGUGAAAGUGCUGCAGGUUUCUUAGUGUCUGGUAACCGUAUCCUAACAAAGCUUUUGCUCGAUGACCCCAAAAUCAAUACAAUCAUCUUCUUUGUAACAUCUAUUGGAAUAGUGGCAUUAUGCUUCUGUCUGCAUCAAGUUGUACAGAGGACUGAUUUUGUUCAAUUUUACAUCACACUGUGUCGUGAAUCACGCAAGAUUGUGCUGGAACCAAUGGAAGAUGUUGGCUUGAUGGAUCAAUUGGACCAAGCUGAUGGUAUGAUGAAGACUCAGUAUGGAGUGCUCAAAUUGCAGCAGAGUCCUCUGGCAACAGAUUCUGGGACUAGUAGCUCUGAUAAUGCAGCAGUGGCAGCAGCUGCUGCUGUUACUGGACAUUACUCACCAUUCAGUUUCUCCAAUCCAGUAUAUGAACCCACAGCUGCUAACGCACCAGGAUCUGGAGCUGCUGAAGGUCCAACCUAUAAAGUAGAGGAUGUUGUUAUCCGCAUGAGGAGUGUGUAUGGUUCAAGCCAGGGAAAGGCUUGGGGGGGUUUGAAAAGAGGCUUCAUGGCACGAUGGAAAGUGGCAAAAACCAUCUGGCCAUACAUGCUCUCUAUUGGACUGGCUUACUUUGUUACCCUCUGUCUGUAUCCAGGCAUUGAGAGUGAGAUUAUUAGCUGCAAAUUUGGCAGCUGGAUGCCUGUAAUUCUAAUGGCUGUCUUCAAUGCUGCUGAUCUUGUGGGGAAGGUCUUAGCAUCAGUACCAUAUGACUGGUCACGGACACAGCUCAUAGUGUUUGCAUGGCUGCGUACAUUACUGAUACCUAUGCUGCUGCUGUGUGCUACUCCUCGAGGUAGUCCUCUGAUUCCAGGGGAAGGAUAUCCCAUGUUAUUCACUUUGCUUCUGGGAGUGACCAAUGGACUGGUAGGCAGUGUGCCCAUGAUUCAAGCCCCUAGCAGAGUCGCUGAAGAGCACAGAGAACUGACAGGUAACAUCAUGACACUAUCCUAUAACAUUGGUCUUACUGCGGGAUCCCUCGUAGCAUACUUAUUGGAUGCAAUUUUGGGUGCACCGCACCCUGACACUUGCAGACCAGGAAGAUCAUCAAUAAUGAGUCCCAUGCCAAGUACAAAAUUUCCACUAAUUUCAAAUACUGUUGAUAUGUUUACACCUGCAUUGACAAAUUUGUCAUACAUCAUACCCACUGAGGCAGGGUCUAGUAUUACCCCAAACCAACUUUUUGGUCCCUUCAACACUACAGUUGCUGCCAAAACUACAGCAUUGACAACUAGCAUGACUGCUGCUACUGCCACCGUCCUAGCUACUGUCUUGGGAGUAGCUGCACAUACCCUUGCACCUGAAAAAAUCACGCCAACGGCAGCUGCAAUCUCUAAUAUUACAUAUAGUUCUGCAUUUGUUCCAUUUAACACAACUUUCUCAAAUUAGAGACACUGCUGUGUUUGUGUAUGUGUAUGUGUGUGUGUGUGUAUGUGUAUGUAUGUGUGUGUGUGUGUGUGUGUACGUACACGUAAGUGUGAGAGUGUAAAUAGAACUGUGUAAUAGAUUCUCAAACUGGAUGCAUAACAAGGUUGUGACAAAGUUCUGGAGGACAGAGACAUUCUAAUGAUACAUGUUGUAAAAACAAAAGAUUACACUGGUAAAUUACAUGGACCAUACUAUUGCCACUGAGAUAAGAGAACAGUUAUACUUUUUUCUGUAAAACAAAAAAAUUAUAUUGGUAAAUAAACUUACAUCACAUUAUUGCUGUAGAGAUAAGAGGGUAGAUUAACUUGACAUUAGCAAUGCAGUUUGCUUGAUUUUCUACAUUCUGUUAUUUUCUGUGUUUAUACCGAUGCUGCAUUCUGAUUUGAGAUGGGACUUGGUACUGGGGUAAGACACUAGUCUGUAAUCUAGAAGUUUCAGAUUCUUGAUCAUAUCUGUGUGUAGAUAUUUCUGCUCAGCUGUAAAAGAUAAAACUUUGGUAAUGUGAUGAGUACUGGACUCCAGUUCAUGGUUUGGAGUCUACGUUAAGCUUUAGAUUGCCUCUGCCAAUCAUCAUUCUCAUGAUCACUUUAUUAAAGGAAUAGUGAUAAUUUUCACUAUUGAUGCUGCUGCAUUACAAAUAGAUUAUGUGCAAUUUCCUAGGCUGGCAGAGGUCAGAAAGGUCAUCAUACACCAUAUGUGAGGUAUUAGAUACUUAGAAAACAAACAGGCAAACAAAUUUUAUGAUUUUAAUGAAUGUAUUACUUAAUCUAUUAUAUAUUUUUUUUCUAUAUCUGCUCUUAUCUAGUCCUGUUGCUAAGAGACCAUAAAUGGUUUUAAUGAAGCAACUACUAUGUGGCACCACAAUGAUGAAUAAUAAAGAAGGUAUAUGAUGUAAAACUCAUUUUUAGAACUGAAUAAUUUGGUGUAUACAAGAUAAAAAUAUCUGAUGUCACAUACUUUAGUUUUUAGAGUCUAAAUUAAUGGUGAGUAAGAUUAAGUCAAUGUUUGUUCCUUACAGUGACUUACAAUGUCUAUCACUUAACAGGUUAGGAGUCCUGUUAUUGUUUAUACAACAAAGAGGUGUUAUACAAGAUUGUUUUAAGAGCAACAUUUUUGACACAGGAAAUAUACAUUUAUAAGAUUGACAUAAUAAUAUUAAAUACAAUUAAUUUGAUGUGCUUUGUUUUAACAAAAACCCAGUGGAGAACAGGAACGUCAGCCUCUAUGUCUGAAAUAAUUAAGUUAGCUUUGCUCUUUCAUUCUUCCUUUUCCAAUUAUGUAAAUUUUGGUUUGCAGCUGAAACUUAAAAACAAAAUUUAUGAUAUUUGAAUGUAAUUUUGAGUUAUAUAUAUGAAUUUGUCCAUAUUUUUAUUGUAUAGUAAUAUGUUUUCGAUCCCAUAGAGAACUUGGUAAGGUAAUUACCAUAAAUAAAUAGUGAAAGAAAAUAUUUCUCUAAAAGAGGACAGUAUAAAACAUGUUUAUGAAAAGACCGACAGUUUCGUCCCAGAUCACAGAUGCUGAAUAAUACUUUUUAAGUUUCUAUAUAGAAAUAUGUUUUGCAGAAUUUUUAUCUUUAUAUUCGCAUUUCUACAUGUGUAAUGUAAUAAAAUAUAGUGAAUAAUUUAUUUCUGUAGUAAAGAUUGAAAUAGAAAGGUACCGUCACAGUUAAUACAAGAAUGACAGAAAACUUUAAAAUGGUUUGUAUGAACUGAAUUAAAACACAAGUAACAGCUUGGAAUAAGAAAGUUUAGUUACAAAUAAACUAGUAGAUUUAUUGUAAAAUGAAUUGUAUUGCAUUGCAUUUCAGUGCAGACAUAUAUAGUAUAUUUUGAAGGAAAACUAUGUCUCUUUGAUUGCUGCCUAAGAUGGUGCCAUUUGUAAUGUUUGAUUUAUGUCUAUAUAUAUAUGGUUCCUACGUUAUUUUUUCAUUCAUGUUUAUGUGUCUUAACCUUUACUAUGUAUUGCAGAUUACACAUGAUUCAGCUUACUGGAUUUUUUAUUUAUAUUGUUGCUUAAUGAUACAUAAUAUAUGUUUCAUAACCGUCAGGUCCUUUGAUGAGAUUUAAUAAAAUUCCUUUAAUAAAAGUGUCAUGAUAUGGUAUAGAAUUUGGUCUGUGUCAGUUGUUGGAUGGAUUCACUGAAAAUUCUGAAUAAAAAUACAUCUCUGUAUCAAAGAGAACAUUCAUCCACUUCAAAAUUAAUACUGAAAAUGAUAUUAAUACACAGAUAUAUUUACUAUAAUAGCCAUAGUUACUAUAAUAUAUGUCUUUUUUUAAGGAAUUUAGUGAUUAAUUAAACCAAAAGCAAAUUGUGCCAAAUGUUUGUAGAUGUAUUUUCUUCAAAUAAUUCACAUUACACAUUCAUUGACCUUCACUCAUGACUCUUUACAGUUCUGUCCAUGUUGCUAGGGUUUUCAGAUGGCUUCUUAAUAUACUGAAUGGAUAGUCACUUUUGAUCCUAAAGAAAUGCAACAUUUUGAAUAAUAACUGGAAUUAUGCAACAGCAUUAAUUUUACAACAUUUUAUAAUUCAAAAUUAAUUAAAUAAGUGAGAUCAAUAGGUGAGGGUGCUAGUUACAACAUUUCAGAAAAUGCUUUUCACUUUAUUAUGACUGAAGUGAAAUUUCUAAGGAAAGUGACCUGACAGGCCUGUGGUGGUACAUUGCCACCAACAAUUAAGAAUUCUUUAUUGUUCAUAAAUGUUGAAAGUCUUUAUGCUUUAUCUGUUAUAUGUAAUUAAUAAAUACAAGAGAAGUAUACAAGGUGUAAUUAUAAUAAUAUACAGUGGAUUCUGACUAGACAUAAACAGGACUAAGUGUUAGAAAACUUAUUAAACUGGAAUAACGUUUUUGAUGUGGAUAAGCCAUUUUGAUUGUAAAUAGAGUUUGAAACUGUUCUGAGGCAUGUUAUAACCAGACAGCCAUCACUGUUAUAGUAUUUAUUGGGUUAUUUCAAUCUCUAUAAUGAACACUUAAUAAGAAUAUUCUGAAAGUGACAAAUGACAUUUUCGACAUUUCUGAUCAUGUUUCCUCGGUGGGUUUGACACAGAAAUCAAAGCAUAAAUGUUCAGUGAUGGAAUGCUGUGACUAAUAUUAUUUAAUAAUCUUGUAGAGGGUUAAUUUUGAAUUCCUUAAAUGUUCAGUUAAUUUUAAAAAAAUAUGUUUUUACAUAGAUCACUGUAUUUUUCAAACCAUAUAAUUUUAUGAAAUUUAAUGAUGCUUAUAAUUUUCUGAGCAAUGAUAUUAAAGGAAGCCAGUGUUUGAAAUACGUAAAUUAUUCUUUAUGUUGCACUAUACAGUUAAAUCUCUUUAAUCACUGUACAGAUUUGUAUGUCUGCAACAUUUAAAAACUGGAAGACAUAUAAAUGUAGUUAUAAAUAUUCAUUAAUUAACUUAUCCUUUAUGUUAUAAAUGUAUAACAGCAUUUUGUCACCGAGGUAUGAAAUUUGUUUCACUUCCUGUGCAAUUUAAACAAAAGGAACACAGAAUAAUUGUUUUACUUCACCAAUAUUUGCAUGGUUACAUAUAAAAAGGUUAUAGUAAUAUUUCCAGAAAAUUUUGUUUAGCAUGGUCAUGUACCAUAAUUAAAAAAGUUCUAAAUUUAAGUUAUAAGUAAUUUAUCUCGCUUUAACAGUGCCAGUGUAAAAUCAACUGAAAUUUUCUUUAUAUUGAAAGUCAGUUAUUAUGAAAUUAAACUAUGAGUUUUAUUAUAUUUGUUUAUUGAAGGUUAACUAGAAAGUCAGCCUGUUGUUGCUGAAUUUUCUGAUGUCAAAGAAAAUGCAUUACUGUUUCAAACAGGGGUGGAGCAUUCAUGUUAACUAUGUUAGCCUGGCAAACACUGUUAACAUGAACACAUCAUCCCCAGUUUCAAAUCUUAUCAGCUUGAAAGAACCAUGUUUAUUUUUGUUCAUUUUACCGUGUGUUUAUUGGAGUCUCUCUUGAACAUCAUGGAAUGCAAUUUCCUAAUUUAACGAUCCUGUUGUUUCAAAAGUCACCUAACUGCAAUCUGAAUGUCAGAGUGGGGCAUCAGGUUACAAGUUGAACAUAACAUUUUAAUGUGCACAACUGUGUGAAUGUAUUAUUAUUCCUCAAAGCAUAAUUUUAAGGUGGGAAGCGUAGAUUUUAAUUUAUUAUGAACCUUACAUACAGAAUAUUUAAGAGUCCUGACUGCCCUACAAUCAGAAAGUUUUUGUCCUCAGUUCUUUAGAAAUUACUAUGUAUGGAAGCAUUACUGGGGCUUUUCAAUUAAUCUUAUUUCUAAUCUGUAAAAAACUGGCGUCCCCUUAAAUUUUAGAUCCCUUCAGACUCAAACUUUAGCAGUUCAUUUCAUUAUUUUAAGAUUACUCUGCCACAAAUACUGAUCACAAGAGUUGGGUCUAUUAAAAUGCGCUUGUAUUUAAUGAAUUAACAAGUGGGGAAAACUUUUCACACUAUUCUCACUAAAUACCCUUCAAACUUUUAGUACAGCCAGUCAGUGGGAAAUGAAGAGGUGGUGGUAUAACCUUAAUUCACAUGAGCUGUGAAAUAAAAGCUGUUAUUCUCAAUUGCAUAAGUUGGGAAUAUCUUCCUAAUUGGUUCUUUCAAUAUGCUUUGUCCUUGGACCAUUGUAAUAUGAACAAAAUUCCCAAGUACCAAUAAAUUGACUAGUUCAUUGCUUUUAUGAAUCCCUAACUUUAACAUUAAUUGGUAUUAAUUUGUAUUGUUUCAGUAGGUAUAAAAUAUGUUUCACAUCAUUUUUCUAACAACAUGUCAUUUCUAAUGUGUUCCAUUUUCAUGGUUAAAAGCUACCACCAUGUAUUAUGACUAUAUGGCAAUCUGAAAUCAUCGUUGUACAAGAAUUUAUUCUACAUUCAGCCUCAAAGUCCAACUUUAACUAAACAUAAAUUCUGUAGACAUGUUAAUAUAUAUAUUUUUAACCUGGAGGAAUAUUUCCUUGGUAGAACUUUCCAGUGUUCAGUGUACUCAUAUUUUAUUAAAUUAUGUCAUGUAGAUGUAUGAAACAGAAUGAUAGUAAUUAACAAAUUUCAUAUCUUAGUGAUAUAAUUAUAUCUAUGUUGAUGUUGGUGUUCUGUGUUGUAAUGCUGCAUGGAGUUAUAGGUAGACACCUACAUUUUUGGAGAUCAAUAUGCCUUUAGCUUUAGGGCAUUCUAUUCUUUCAAAACAGUGAUACCUUCCUAUAAUUUUUCGUGGUGUUACAACCUAGAAGACAAACAUUGACAUCUUCAACAUAGUAAGAACUUAAAAUCUCAUAAAUAUAUUAGUUUCAUAAUAGACAGUUAUGUAAGGGAAGAAAUAUAAUGCUUGUAUAUACCUGUAAAUGUCAGUAUAUAGUGUAACAAGGUAAUUAAUUGUUAGACAUGCUUUGUGUACAGUUGUAUUUGACUCCUUUAGUUGUUGACGUUAGAAGUGUUUUGAAAAUAUAUGUAGAAGUUAAAUCAUAAUGGAUGUGGAAGAAAACUGUAUUACAUUAAAUGUGAAAAUAAAACUGCUUAAAAUAUGAA